Centrocercus urophasianus (Greater sage-grouse) is the source of this 2898-nucleotide messenger RNA. RefSeq names its product glutamate ionotropic receptor NMDA type subunit 1 (gene GRIN1). Gene Ontology annotation, biological process: monoatomic ion transport; regulation of membrane potential; ionotropic glutamate receptor signaling pathway. Gene Ontology annotation, cellular component: NMDA selective glutamate receptor complex; plasma membrane; synapse. Lineage: Eukaryota; Metazoa; Chordata; Aves; Galliformes; Phasianidae. The record is from RefSeq and is a predicted model, not a curated record. Gene Ontology annotation, molecular function: NMDA glutamate receptor activity. The coding region runs from base 1 to 2898 and encodes 965 amino acids. The transcript is spliced from 20 exons.
AUGAGCGCCAUGCGGCUGCUGCUGCUCGCCCUGCUCUUCUCCUCCUCUUUCGCCCGCGCCGGCUGUGACCCCAAGAUCGUCAAUAUCGGCGCGGUGCUGAGCACCAAGAAGCACGAGCAGAUCUUCCGCGAGGCGGUGAACCAGGCCAACAAGAGGCACGGCACCUGGAAGCUGCAGCUCAACGCCACCUCGGUCACGCACAAACCCAACGCCAUUCAGAUGGCUCUCUCCGUCUGCGAGGACCUCAUCUCCAGCCAGGUCUAUGCAAUAUUAGUUAGUCACCCACCUGCUCCCAACGAUCACCUAACACCAACACCUGUAUCAUACACAGCUGGCUUCUACAGGAUCCCUGUCAUUGGUCUGACAACACGCAUGUCUAUAUAUUCUGAUAAGAGCAUCCACCUGUCCUUUUUGCGCACGGUCCCACCAUACUCUCACCAGGCCAACGUCUGGUUUGAGAUGAUGAGAGUCUUCAACUGGAAUCACGUCAUUCUGAUAGUCAGCGACGACCACGAAGGUCGUGCUGCACAAAAGAAGCUGGAGACCCUCUUGGAGGAGAGAGAGUCCAAGGCAGAGAAAGUGCUGCAGUUUGACCCCGGGACCAAAAACGUGACAUCGCUGCUGCUGGAGGCUAAAGAGCUGGAGGCUCGUGUCAUCAUCCUCUCGGCCAGUGAGGAUGAUGCGGCAACAGUGUACAGAUCAGCAGCCAUGCUCAAUAUGACGGGCUCCGGCUACGUGUGGCUGGUGGGGGAACGGGAGAUUUCGGGCAAUGCCCUGCGCUACGCCCCUGAUGGAGUCAUCGGCUUGCAGCUCAUCAAUGGGAAAAACGAGUCAGCCCACAUAAGCGACGCAGUGGCAGUGGUGGCCCAGGCUGUGCACGACUUGUUUGAGAAGGAGAACAUCACUGACCCACCACGGGGCUGUGUGGGCAACACCAACAUCUGGAAGACGGGGCCCCUUUUCAAGAGGGUGUUGAUGUCCUCCAAGUAUUCGGAGGGUGUCACCGGACGGGUAGAAUUCAAUGAGGACGGGGACAGGAAGUUUGCCAAUUACAGCAUCAUGAACCUGCAGAACCGCAAACUGGUCCAGGUUGGGAUUUACAACGGUAGCAAUGUCUUGACCAACGAUAGGAAGAUAAUCUGGCCAGGGGGAGAAACUGAGAAACCUCAAGGCUAUCAGAUGUCGACCAAAUUGAAGAUUGUAACGAUUCACCAAGAACCCUUUGUAUAUGUGAAGCCCACACAAGCAGAUGGGACGUGCAGGGAGGAAUUCACCAUCAAUGGUGACCCUGUCAAAAAGGUCUUUUGUACAGGGCCCAACGAGACCAUCCCAGGCCGGCCCACAGUGGCACUGUGUUGCUAUGGCUUCUGCAUCGACCUGCUGAUCCGCCUGGCUGGUGUGAUGAACUUCACCUAUGAGGUUCAUCUGGUGGCUGAUGGUAAAUUUGGUACCCAAGAGCGGGUGAACAACAGCAACAAGAAGGAGUGGAAUGGGAUGAUGGGGGAGUUGCUGAGUGGCCAGGCGGAUAUGAUUGUAGCUCCCCUCACCAUCAACAAUGAGCGGGCACAGUACAUCGAGUUCUCCAAGCCCUUCAAAUACCAGGGUCUCACCAUCCUUGUGAAGAAGGAAAUCCCCCGCAGCACCCUGGAUUCGUUCAUGCAGCCCUUCCAGAGUACACUGUGGUUGCUGGUGGGACUGUCUGUGCAUGUGGUGGCAGUGAUGCUGUACCUUCUAGAUCGAUUCAGCCCAUUUGGACGGUUCAAAGUGAACAGCGAGGAGGAGGAGGAAGAUGCCCUGACACUCUCCUCAGCCAUGUGGUUCUCCUGGGGAGUCCUGCUGAACUCCGGCAUCGGAGAAGGUGCUCCUCGGAGUUUUUCUGCUCGUAUUCUGGGCAUGGUGUGGGCUGGCUUUGCUAUGAUCAUUGUGGCUUCCUAUACUGCCAACCUGGCUGCCUUCCUGGUGUUGGACCGUCCUGAGGAGAGAAUUACAGGCAUCAAUGACCCCCGGCUGCGCAACCCCUCCGAUAAGUUCAUUUACGCCACGGUGAAGCAGAGCUCGGUGGACAUCUACUUCCGACGGCAGGUGGAGCUGAGCACCAUGUACCGGCACAUGGAGAAACACAACUAUGAGAGCGCAGCCGAAGCCAUCCAGGCUGUGCGAGACAACAAGCUCCACGCCUUCAUCUGGGACUCGGCAGUGCUGGAGUUUGAAGCCUCGCAGAAGUGUGACCUGGUGACAACAGGGGAACUUUUCUUCCGCUCCGGCUUUGGGAUUGGGAUGCGCAAGGACAGCCCGUGGAAGCAGAAUGUCUCACUGGCCAUCCUCAAGUCCCACGAGAACGGCUUCAUGGAGGAUUUGGACAAGACUUGGGUGAGGUAUCAGGAGUGUGAUUCCCGUAGCAAUGCCCCAGCAACACUCACCUUUGAAAAUAUGGCAGGUGUGUUUAUGCUGGUGGCUGGAGGUAUUGUUGCCGGGAUAUUUUUAAUAUUCAUAGAAAUAGCUUACAAAAGGCAUAAGGACGCGCGGAGGAAGCAGAUGCAGCUGGCGUUUGCGGCCGUUAAUGUGUGGAGGAAAAACCUGCAGGAUAGAAAAAGUGGUAGAGCAGAACCUGACCCUAAAAAGAAAGCCACUUUUAGGUCCAUCACCUCCACCCUGGCCUCCAGCUUCAAGAGACGUAGGUCCUCCAAGGAUACGCCCUGCAGAAUGGUCCCUCAGGAGUGCCAGAGAGACAGGCUGGCACCAUGGAGCCAAGACAGCCCCGGGAAGCUGCCACCCCACUCUGAACGUCCUAGCGCCCACCAUCACCCGAGCUGCACAGCCUCUCCGCGGCACAUCAUCCCCACCGCCCCAGGAGGAGAUGCAUGUGUUCCCCAUAGGCAGCUCCUGCAACUCGAAUAG